AUAGAACAUCUAUAGGACUAUAUUGCAAGGGUUAUUUAUGGCUAUUAGGGGUACACUCCUAAAAUACUAUCCUAUUUACAGCUUACUCAUCGGCGCUACUAUUCAGGUUUGUUUGGACAGUUCCUUUGGCUUUGGUUAUUUCCAGGUUCAAUACGCGGGAAAAAGUUGGGUUGAGAAAGAUAAAACAACACAUAUACGCCGGCCAUCCUUAUCACCAACGGCCGAAUCUCACCAAAUAACCCAUGUCUGUGGUCACCAUCAAUAAUCAUCACGUGAUUACAUAUACUGUACGGCUUCAGCGCGAUUGCUGAAAGUUACUGUUAAUCAUGCAGUUUUUAAUAUCUUAAAUUUUACUGCAUUAAACAAUUUCAGUUGUUGAUUUUAUACAUCAGUCAAAAUAACUUCCAAAUUACUGUACGUAAAACCUUAUAUGCAUUGUUCCCGAUGAGAAAUACUUGUAUGUCGGCUUAUUGAACAGAAGUAUGGAAUUGGAAGGAAAAUUACAACUAACAACCCCAGUAAUUUCCAUUUACAACUCAGUAAAUAUUUUGACAACUCCAAGAAUUGAUAGCAAAUCCAGCUUAGAAGUUUAAAAUCCUUAGCCCUCUCCAGGCCACAUGCGCGAAGAAUGCUUCAAGACUAAUAGAUUAACCGUUGACCAUGCAACCAGCGCAGGUUUUAUUAAUACGUGUACUCUGGUUUUCUCAAUACUAGCCAGGAUGACUUUUAAUGGCAUUUCUAUUUCAGAAAGCUACCAGCACAUGUAGCUGCUUCUGUGGUGGCCAUGAUGAACAUGACGAAUUAACCCCUCGUGUGAAACAAUGCACUUUCGAAAACCUUAAUGAUGAUAAGGAUAAGGGUCAGAUUGAGGUAAAUAGAAAAUUUUAUGUCUACCAACAUUUUUGAGUUAUAUUUCUUUUAUAUACCAUCCCUAAGGAGUACAGCUAAUUCAAAUAAGGUUGUCUUUUAAAAGUCAAAAUGCAAAAACCUCGACCUUUUAAACGCGAAAAGCACGAUGGAUCAUGCAUACAGCAUGUAAUUCAUAGUUUCGACACUCCAUGGUUUAACUCUGUUUCUAUGUCCAGACAUAGUCUAUAAAGAUACGAUGGUCUGGAAACUAAACAGGAAACACUUAACCUCGUCCCCAGGGCAUUUUGUCUCCAUGCCUGAGGGUCGGCGAAAAUGACCCUGGGUCGGCUGGUCAAUUCCACAGUCCCAUUGGUGUGUUCAAAAACGCACUAAUUAUCUUGCAGUAUAAUUAAUUCAAACUGACAACUCUAGUGCUUUAAAAUUGUUUUGUCCGCCGUGUUAUACGGUAAACUUUAAAAACGUACCGAGAGUAUAGUGAAGAUCCACUUACGCCCUAUACGGACCCCUGGUAUAGGAAGAAUUAUAAAAAAUUAAGAAAAUUGUUCAUCAUUACUCCUCAUUUAUUAUUCGUAAACAGCCUUUAAGCCUGUUUUCCACUUCAACCAUAUCGUAACGUACCGUAGCAUUUUUUUUGUGUCGAAGUCAUUAGUUCCACGCUACCGCUGAGGAAACAAAGAAAUAUGCUACGUUUCGGUACGAUACGAUUGAAAUGGAAAACUGGCUUUAAAGCCGGUUUUCCACUUCGCCCGUAUCGUAGCGAAACGUACUGGUGAGCAUGCGCAGAUUGAAAAAAGGUUUAUAAAUCCACGUACUUCCGGGUGUAUUCGCGUAUCAAAAUAAAGAGUGGGUCGCAAGUCAACUUUUUUGCGUACUACGGAAGUGCUAACCAAUCAAUAUUCACGAGAUUUUGAAAUCUAAAAACGUUUUUGAUACGUUUCGGUACGGUACGCUUGAAGUGGAAAACCGGCUUAAGCCUGUUUUACACGUCAAAUUUUGGUCGCGUCGAAUGCAAUUAAGACAAUAGAUAAUGAGAUGAUAAACCUCAUUAAGCUUCAUUAUCUAUUGUUUCAAUUGCAUUCGACGCGACCAAAAUUACAGAUUACAGAUUACAGAUAUUUCACAGCACACUCCCUAUCAGGGCUUUUCAGUGACUGGUUACAUUAUGAAUAGAUAGAUAGAACCGGACUGACGUGAAGCAGACCGAGGUAGACUUCGAGCUUACAAAUGGCGCUUGAGCAGCCGCUAUUAGUCCAUACCUCAUUGAUGAUCUGCCUCAGACCUAUGUGCCUAACCCACCCUGUCAACUUUCCCAACUUUCCCUGUGGGAAGAAACACGGAGUACCCGGAGAAAACUCACGACUUUCGGCAGAGCGUUGACUGUACUCUUUUCACAUGAGGACUGGGUUCGAGUCACAUUGAGAAGUUCUCACUGAGACUUGAACCCACGGCCUUAGAGGUGAAAGGCAAGUGCGCUAACCAUUUCGCCACCGAAGCCCCAUUCGCCACCGAAGCCCCAAAUUCGACGUAUAAAACAAGCUUUAGGCCAGUUUUCCACUAGGCGAUAUUUUUAUUUUUUUCGCGCGAAUUGACUUUAUUCUUUUGUCUAAAACUAUUAAUUAGUUCCAAAUGGUUCCAGCCGAAAGCUCAAGGACAAAAAAGCAAAUAUAUAGUCGCUUCGCGCGAAAUAAUUCGUUAGUGGAAAAUUGAUACAGGACUGCUUAACUGCGAAUGCUUGUGAAAAAACUUGUGAAAAGUAGAAAAUACACCAAAAUCGGGGAAAUUAGGGAAACAGUGAACAUAUAUGUGGGCGGAAGGAGGAUUAUCCAAGCAAAGCGAAACAUGAUAAAGAAAUUAGUAAAAUUAAAUUGAAAAUGGAUUAUUUAGCUAUAUUUAUAACAAUGUUUUAUAUAUUUUUUGAAUCAUAUAUUCACGGUAUUCUAAGAUGUCUUGUCUUUUCAGAAUUUGUUUUUUACUUCAUCUUGGAUAUAUUCUUUUCUAUUUUUUACUUAUUUUUAUAGACUUGUGAUUUUCAAAAGGCUCACUCCAACUCAGCCCUUCGUGUGACGUAUCAAGGAGACCUGCGACUCGUAAGUUGUACCAACGGGAAAUGUUGUCGACGUUGGUUUAUUACAAUCAAUGGUAAAGAAUGCUCGUCUCCAGCGCCCAUCGAUGCUGCCAUCCAUGCAAAUGGGUCAGCGGUCUGAACCUUCAUCGUCCUGGUACUCUGGACGGCUUCUGUAACAGUAUUCCAAAAGGAAAGGUUACAGUUGGUCUUUCUGUUGGAAACUGCAAAAAUUGGUCUCAUGACGAGGGUAACGCGUACACAUGCUGGAAUUCGGUUUGUCGUUUAAUCAUCGAGGAAAUCCCUUCAAUGCAAUGAUAUAAAACGACCGGAACUGGAUCGAGAAUUAAGGAAAUAGUAUUUUCAAUAUAUAUAGAUCAAGCCUUUUAGUUUUAGCUCAUACCGUAUAUUAUGUAUAUCCAUCGACCAUCGUAUAAGCCGUAGAACUGUAAUCAGUAUAAAAGCAGUCGUAUACGUAUUAAUCGAAAUAUUAAUGUCUGAUAUUCGAUCUGAUUGCAUGUAAUAAUACGUAUUGUAGUCGUACGUAUUAUAAUGUAAACAAAUAAAUUACCUCAGCAUUC
Messenger RNA from Paramuricea clavata, 3513 nucleotides. The record is from the annotation of a GenBank genome assembly. NCBI's taxonomy places the organism in Eukaryota, Metazoa, Cnidaria, Anthozoa, Malacalcyonacea, Plexauridae.